AUGAAUGAAGCAACAGCUGGAUACGGUUUUGGUGUGAGCUCAUCCUCGGGUGCGAUACAUACCUCGGAUUUUCCAGGUAUGGUUUUGGUUUCAACACCAUUGACGCGAAAUAAUUACCUGCUGUGGAGUAGAUCUGUUAAAGUUGCACUCACGGCGAAAAUGAAACUGUCCUUUAUCGAUGGAUCGUAUCCAAAACCUGCUGAAAACACUGAAGAAUGCAAACAUUGGAUUAGAACAGACAGUAUGGUAUUUUCAUGGAUUAUGAAUUCGAUACCUAAAGACAUAGCAAAGGCCUUCUCAUAUGCUAAGUCUGCUAGAAGUUUAUGGUUGCAACUUGAGGCGCGGUUUGGGCAGACAAAUGGCCCUAUGAUCUAUAACUUACAACGUGAAAUUGCUUCGAUUUCUCAAGGCAAUAUGGAUAUAGUUUCGUAUUUUACAAAAAUCACAAUGUUGUGGGAUGAACUUGAGUGUGUGGAUCCUACGCCGGAAUGUACAUGUGCUUCGCAACGGACUGUGAGCAAUAAGAUCGCUUCUACUCAGUUAAUGCAAUUCCUAAUGGGAUUAAACGAUUCCUUUAUCGCAAUACGCAGUCAAAUUCUUGUUAUGGAUCCACUUCCUUCAGUGGAUAAGGCGUACUCCCUAGUUCUGAGAGUUGAAAGCUAG
This is a messenger RNA of Sesamum indicum (sesame), 663 nucleotides long. Lineage: Eukaryota; Viridiplantae; Streptophyta; Magnoliopsida; Lamiales; Pedaliaceae. The record is from RefSeq and is a predicted model, not a curated record.